AAACGGAGGUGGAAGGACAGGUGACACACACCACAGGAAACUGUCUUCUUCCUGGAGAGAAACAAAGUGACUGCAACAAUGGCUAAAUUCUUCACACCAGUUCAAAUCAAUGAAUACAAGGAGUGCUUCUCUCUGUAUGACAAGAAGCAAAAGGGCAAGAUUGCUGCCAACAAUCUGAUCACAGUAAUGCGCUGCCUGGGAACAAGCCCCACGUUUGGGGAAAUUGAGAGACAUCUACAAGUUCACAAAAUCGAAAAGACAGGCGAGCUGGACUUCUCCACAUUUCUGACGAUGAUGCACAGACAGAUGCAACAGGAAGACCCCAAGGCAGAAAUCCUGGAGGCACUGAGGAUGACAGACAAACAGAAGAAAGGCUACAUCCAGGCGUCUGAGCUGCGGGCCAAGCUCACCAAGUUGGGGGAGAAACUCACAGACAAAGAAGUGGAUGAACUCUUCAAAGAGGCAAACGUCAAGUCAAACGGGACCAUCAACUAUGAGGAGUUCACCCAGAUGGUGACGCUGCCGCCUGUCGAUUACUGAUUUCUCAGCCUCAACAGGGAAUUGACUUUACAUACACUGAACUGGAUGGUUGGAGUCUGCAGAAGCGACGUACUGGUUAUUCUGUACUGGCAGACUAUUAAGACUAAUUGUUCUUCUUAGUCAUUAGAGAAUAAUCAUGGGGGGAAAUGAAUUAUUAAUUGGAAGCUUUCCUCUAUGACUGAACACAUUGUGAAGGUGAGGCACUGCUGUUAUUCUGUAUUGUAGAUAUGAUUUGGCAUGUUAUUCUUUAUUGGGAACAAAUUUUGAAACCAUUGCAUUCUCUGUACACCCCUUGACAACCCUGACCCUCCAUCCAAACAAGUUUUAGCAUCCAGUUGUAUGUACUUCUGUAUGAUUGUGAGUGAUGUAUUAAACCUUUAGUUUCACGAAAUCA
Molecule: messenger RNA, 934 nt
Organism: Epinephelus lanceolatus (giant grouper)
Lineage: Eukaryota; Metazoa; Chordata; Actinopteri; Perciformes; Serranidae
Product: calmodulin-like protein 4
Cellular component (GO): myosin II complex
Molecular function (GO): calcium ion binding
Source: RefSeq, a predicted model, not a curated record